Molecule: messenger RNA, 3105 nt
Organism: Effrenium voratum
Lineage: Eukaryota; Dinophyceae; Suessiales; Symbiodiniaceae
Source: the annotation of a GenBank genome assembly
CUACGGGCAACGGUGCUCGAGAACCGGGAACUGGUUGCCAAGAUGGCAAUGGGUCUCUCACGCUUCAACCUGGAGGAGCUGACGAAGAUGUGCGUGGACCUCAAGAUCGCAUUGCCUACAAAGCAGACCAAGGGGGAACUUACGAAGCUCUUGAGGACAGCCUACAGCGGGCACGCGAACGAGGAGAUCGACUUUGGGCGCCACAAGGGAACUCUUUACAAGGACGUACCGAUGGAGUACCAGAAAUGGGCGAUCAAGGAGACGGAGGCGAACGAAGAGCCAUCGCUCAACCUGGUGAAGUUCACGGCCAAGAAGGUGAAGGCGCUGGAGGUGGAUAUCGAGGAGGUUGCGGUGAUACCUGUGCCCGACACCAAGGUGGACACCAAGGUCAUGGUGGAUAUGAAGGUGACAACCAAGGCGGCGAACCAGGACAAGAACAAGAAGAUGGCGACGACUUCCACGACUGCCAGGAAGAGGGAGACGGCGACCGACUCAGACGACUCAUGGAUGAGGAUGGAGACGCAGUCAGAUCCGGAGGCUCUGGAGAAGAUCAUGCAGCUGGAGAACGAGGUCAAGCGGAGGCAGUACUGGCAGCGGAGAAAGUGCUUGAUGCAGGAAGCCAGGAUCGCUCGGGAAAUCCAGAAGCUUGGUGUCGACGCGGCGGCGAAGACCUAUGGCGAGAACGGCGCGGGCGAUGACAAGGACUACCAGGAGGGCAUGGACCGGGACUUGGACAACAACGGCGGCUUCGACCAGGACGAGGAGUUGGACAUCGGCAAGUGCCAUGGGAAAAGGGUGAAGAAGGCGACAAGGAAGAUGUUGACAUCCUGGGUCCGGAAGUCUUGGCAAGCCUUUGCGCUUUUGACGUCAGCCCUGGCGACACCUUUGCUGGCGGAAGCCCAGGCUACCUUAGUAGAGCCGAUCCUGGACAUCAAGAAUGUCUUCUGCAGACCAGAGGUGAACGAAGAGCAGCCCUAUGUGCUGGAGAUCUUCUCGGGAAAGGCAAGAAUAACCCAGGCUUUCGCGGCAAAAGGGAAGGUGGUGAUGGAGCCUCGGGAUAUAUGCAACGGCCACGACAUAAGGAGUCCAGAGACGAGAAGGGCGAUCCUAGACGACAUUAACGAGUUCAAGCCGAAGCUGGUCGCGGGUGGAAGACACUUCAUCAUGGAAAACCCCGAACACAGCGCCAUUUGGGAAGUCAACCGGAUAAAGAACGUCAAGAAGGACCUGAGGCUGCACGAGUCCAACUUGGACAUGUGCGGCUACGGAUUACAGGCAGUUACAGAUGGACGAGCCUUGAAGAAGCCGACCAAGCUGCUGGUGAGUCACUACGGUAUGGCUGAGGACCUGGGAAGGCGUUGCAACCGGCAGCACGACCACGGACAAACGGCAGGGACAAACACUGCGGCCUCGGCAUGUUAUACGUGGGAGUUCGCGAGGGCCGUGGUGCGCGCGACAGAGAAGGUAGAGAAGAUGCUGCAUUCAGCCUAUGUGGCGGACGUUGAGAUCGGCAUGAACGACGAAGAAGGCGACGAGGAGCUGGUGGCGGACCACGAGUGGCAGGGUGCGGCUGGUAUAACGCUGCCGAAGACGGUUCCCAAGCAGAUGGCGGCGGCUCUCAGACGGGUACAUCAAAAUCUGGGACAUCCAAGCAACACUGAUCUAGCCCGGCAUCUUCGUCUGAGCGGCGCGACAGAUGCGGCUGUGAAGGGUGCAGAGCAGCUUCGGUGCCAGACAUGCCUAUGCACGAAGAGACCAGGGCCUCAAAGGCCGGUGAAGCUGGUGCUACCGAUGGACUUCAACGACGAGGUUGCUGUGGAUAUAUUCUACUUGUACGACAAGGACCAGAUGAAACACACUGUACUGUCGGCAAUGGACAUGGCCUCCGGGUACCACGUGUGUCGGACCAUCACAAGCAGACUCUCCAAGGACCUGGCAGAGACUGUGCGACAGAUGUGGCUGGAAUGGGCUGGGUCGCCAAAGAGGAUGGUGUGCGAUCAGGAGCGCGGUUUUCAGAAGGACUACGUUGACCGUAUGGAGCAGCAGCAGAUCCACGUCAAGUACAUCGCUGGACAGGCUCAUUGGCAACUGGGGUCACUGGAGAGGCAACAAGGGUGGCUUCGGUCUAUGUGGGAUAAAGUUGUGGAGCACGAGGGCAUCGACUACACGGAGGUGGACUGGACGCUAGCCCAGUUGGUCCACGCCAAGAACAGUCUGAGGAGACGAGACGGGUACUCACCCUCGCAAUGGGUAUUUGGUGUGGAACCACGUAUGGAGCACGGACUGCGAGAUGGAGGACAUGACGGUCAAGGACAGCCUGACACGGUAGGAGGAGCAUGGAGCCGGAAGACGGCUUUGCAACGGGCAGCGAGAAAGGCCUUCUACGAGAGCCAGGCGAACGAGACGAUGAAGAGGGCGGCCCUCGGACGACCUCGAGUCCGGAGGCACGAGUAUCAGACCGGCGACAUCGUCUACAUCUAUCGGGUGAUGAAGACUGCGGGCGGUGCUGGGCGAGUACGGCAAGGUGCUGGACAGUGGAUAGGCCCGGGCACAGUGAUCGGCAGCGAGGGCGAGUCAAUAUGGGUGUCGCGUGGGGGACGGUGUUUGUUGUGUGCCAAGGAGCACUUGCGACCGGCUGAGUCUGAAGAGCUGGGCACGUUGUUUCAAGCACAGUCAAUGCAGCGGGAUUUGAAGCGACUGAUGGAACGGAUCGAGGACGACGACGUGGAGGAUGAGGAGAUCUUCAAGGAAGUGCCGGCCGUUCUGGAAAAGACCGAGGCGCUUUGGACGACACAGAAGAGGACACCUAAGACUAUGGCUAAGCAACAGGACAAGGAGAUCGCGUGGAAGGACAUCCCGGAGAAUGAGAAGCCACUCUACUUGCAGGCCGAGCAGAAGCAGUGGCAAGAGCACCUGCUGUAUGGGGCGGUGCGGGUCCUGAGCGUGGACGAGAGCAGGCGUGUGAAAAAGGAGGUUGAUCCUAGUCGCAUCUUGACGGCCCGCUUCGCAUACCGGGAUAAGAACGCGGCAAAAGAGGAGAGCCGACCCGAGCGUACCACCGAAGCCAAAAGCCAGGCUCUGUAUAGCCGGGCACCGCGACCCUAA